Molecule: messenger RNA, 237 nt
Organism: Botrytis fragariae
Lineage: Eukaryota; Fungi; Ascomycota; Leotiomycetes; Helotiales; Sclerotiniaceae
Exons: 2
Coding region: 1-237 (78 amino acids)
Source: RefSeq, a predicted model, not a curated record
AUGUUUCAACAGAUGUUGGAAGAAAGGAGUGGUACAGAUAAAUGUUUCGCGCCGCAGUUGAGGAAAUGGCAGUGUGGUUAUAGUUUUCAACCCAACCAAAUAUUCAAGCUAUAUCGCUUUACAAUUGUCGAGAUUGUAUACCCUAUCGUCUCAAGACAUACUCUGUAUACACGCAGAAGCGAGCAAGAAUAUAUCGAAUUUGUAAUUUCCAUAUUGGCGAUAGAUUUGGCAAGGUGA